AUGGAGCCCUUUUCUGUGCUCACAGUGACGACUAGCCUGAUCCAAUUCUUGGACUUUGCCGGAAAUCUUGUUGCGAGCACAUACGCGAUUUACAAGCGCAAGCGCGAGCAUUCGGUUAACGAUGUCGAGAGUUUAACUAAUGAUUUAGUGGGUUUGAAUAAUGCCUUGACGAAGUCUCUCAGCACGCCGGACUCUUCUUCACCACAGACAACUCCACGACAUGCUGAGUUGAAGAACCUUUGCAACGAGUGCAACUCACUGGCAAGCGAACUGCUUUCGGCGCUCGAGCAUCUUGGCUCACAAGCCCAGUGCGACUUAUGGAGCAGCUUCCGACAGGCAUUGCGAACAUUAUGGAGUCAACCUCAGAUCGAAAAUCUUCAAAAGCGCUUGGACUCCUUUCGCCAGCAAAUUUCUAUGCAUUUGCUAGAGGAAUUGGAUGCCGUUCAAAAGAAGAAUGGGUUGGCCCAGGCCGACCGUGUGCACUUCCAAGAACACACUCGAAGUGUUCUCCAAAGGUCCGAGGAGCUGUCUCGAAAUAUUCUGCUGAAGGUGGACAGGAACCACACCAUGCAUGCCGGACUUAUAGACGCCAUACGACGGACCCAUGAUUCUCAUCGCAUGGAGUUCGCUGACAACGAGAACGAGGCUUUAGCUAAUACGAUGCUGAAGUACUUGACAACACUGGAUGAGACUAGACUUAGUCGAACCCUACUUCAUAGGUUACACUUUGCCGAGAUACAAGAUCGCUCGGACGCCAUUCCUGAGGCCUACCAGGAAACAUACCAAUGGAUCUUCCAUCCAUCGUGCUCCAGCGAAUAUUCCUCUUGCUUUACUGACUGGCUCAAGGAUGACGAGCAACAGCUCUACUGGAUCACUGGGAAACCGGGAGCCGGCAAAUCCACUCUAAUGAAGUUUAUUUUUGAAAACCCACAAACCGAAUUGUCAGUGCAAGAGUGGGCUCAAGGUAAGGAAUUGGUGAAAGCCUCAUUCUACUUCUGGAACUCGGGGAAGCCAAUCCAGAUGUCUCUCGAAGGCCUUGCGCGAACACUACUCCACACUGUUUUGCAAAGGUUGCCUCACCUGUUGCCGCGAAUUUACCCUCACCUUCUUGAGGCCUGGAUGAUUUUCGGACCGUCCGAUGGUGCGAUAGAAGACUGGUCGUGGCCGGAACUACACCGCUCGCUUCAAAGACUUAUACGCGCCCUCAGUACCAGAGUCAAGACCAUCUUCUUUAUCGACGGACUUGAUGAAUUCUCGGGGAACCCAAUCGAUGUGAUUAAUCUUGUCCGGACUCUUCUUGCCCCAAACAUCAAGAUUUGCAUCUCCAGUCGGCCCUGGGUGGAUUUUGAAGAUGCCUUCAAGCAUCGCCCCAGCCUCACCAUAGAAAACCUGACCACGGGGGAUAUUGAACAUUACGUUCGGUCGAGAUUUCACGAAAAUCCCGGAUUCCCCGCACUUUCUGCCACGAAUCCCGAAUACGCUGCUCAGCUCAUCGAAAACGUUGCAUUGAAAUCCUCGGGCGUUUUCCUGUGGGUCCAUCUCGUCACCGCUUCACUGCUGCAAGGUCUGACAGAAGGAGAGCGACUUUCAGACCUCCAAAGACACUUGGACUCCCUUCCGGGCGACUUGGAGGACCUGUUUACUAAUAUUCUGGACAGUCUUGAUGGAUUCCAUCUUGCGAGAGCGUCUCAAAUAUUCCAAAUUAUCAGGGCUGCUCUGACGAGACUCACGGUCUUGGAACUGGCAUUUGCCGACGAAGAAGACCCCGAGGCUGCUCUCAAGAUGCCGACUGCACCGCUGGAGAGCGAGAGCACGGCAGGGAGAGUCGAAAGCAUGCGACGCCGUCUGAAUGCUUGUUGCAGAGGCCUCGUCGAACCAAACUCCCAGUCGAAGCCAAUCCUAGCGUCAGCGCCUAUCUCCUUCCUUCACAGGACCGUGAAUGAUUGGCUCAAUCAGGAUCAUAACUGGGCGAAGAUCUGCACGGCCGCUGGAGGUUCCUUUGACCCCAAUCCUCGGCUCUGCAACACUCACAUCAUGAAAUUGAAGGCUUCUAGUCUAGACGACCUCACAUCGCAAUUCGUCUGGGACCAAACGACUUUCUCCAUCGAGUACGCCGUCCGUACGUGGCCAUCAGGAUCCGACCUGCAAUUCCAGCUCUUCGACGAGAUUGACAAAACCACGAGUCUUCUGGCCGCUGCUCCAAGGUCCGACGGGCAUAAUUUUGUGGAGGCGGAAUGUCGAACAAGAUUGAUCGGCAAUUCCUACUGGGCCAGUCUUCCCAACCGUAUUCAUCGACCGCCGUCGUUUCUGGGCAUCGCCACCGGGUUGCAGCUUGGACCAUAUGUCCAACGACAUUUGGCGGUGAUCCAAGUAUCUGCCGUCGAUGCAACCAAGUUGCUCGACAUUGCCGUCACCUGCUACUGGGCGAGAUUCAGUGUCGACGCGAAACUCGAAUCGCUAUCUGGUCGACCGGUGGACGAGGCCAUGAUUGAAGCGUUUCUCAAACUCGGCGCGGAUCCCAAUGCCCGUUUCGUGAAACAGAGGGAGGUUGGGCUGGACAAACGGACAAUCUGGCAGACUCUGGUGGAUCAGAACCCCAGCACUCAUCUCAUCCAGAUCUUUCUGGACCGUGGCGCGACGGUGGACGACAUCGACCUCGGAAAGAUCGCACAUUACAGUCGGCUCGUCCCGGCCUUUUCGCAGAAGAAGACGUCGCUGCUGGAGGCCAAGACCAAGUCUUCCUGGUGGAAGUGGAAGCGAAAGCAGCCGGUUCAAGAUCAUUUGGAUCUCACCGUACAGCGACCCAAGCAUAAUAAGCCUUCGAGGAUAUGA
Messenger RNA from Exophiala bonariae, 2832 nucleotides. RefSeq lists its product as uncharacterized. Lineage: Eukaryota; Fungi; Ascomycota; Eurotiomycetes; Chaetothyriales; Herpotrichiellaceae. The record is from RefSeq and is a predicted model, not a curated record. The coding region runs from base 1 to 2832 and encodes 943 amino acids. The transcript is spliced from 2 exons.